AUGCAUUCACAAUCUAGCUUCGGCGCCUUUGCACUCGGUCUUGUUCUCGCAUGCUCGUCUGUCAGAGCUGACGCACCUUGUGACAUUUAUGCCGCUGGUGGCACGCCUUGUUAUGCUGCACACAGCACUGUUCGUGCCUUGUACGACAGCUAUACGGAUGCACUGUAUCAAGUGAUCCGCGGCUCUGACGGUGUCACGAACGAUAUCAAACCUCUGUCCAAUGGUGUUGCCGAUAGUAGCACUCAAGAAUCGUUCUGCUCCGGCUCAACCUGUCUCAUAAGCAUAAUCUAUGACCAGUCCGGUAGAGGAAACCACCUCACACAGGCGCCACCUGGAGGUGCUGCUCAAGGCCCAGAUAGCGGUGGUAAAGACUAUUUAGCAAGCGCAAUCGGUGCACCGGUUUUCGUUAGUGGCUCAAAGGCAUAUGGAGUGUUCAUUUCUCCGUACACUGGCUACCGCAAUAACAACAUAAACGGCUCAAUUACUGGCGAUGCUGCCGAGGGAAUGUAUGCAGUCUUUGACGGCACGCACUAUAAUGACAGAUGCUGUUUCGAUUACGGAAACGCCGAAACAAAUAGCCAAGACACCGGCAAUGGCCAUAUGGAAGCCAUUUACUUUGGUAAUGGCGGAUACAAAGGUUCUGGCAAUGGGCCAUGGGUUCAGGCUGAUCUCGAGAAUGGCUUGUUUUCUGGCGGUGACAGUAAUGUGAAUGAUGACAACAAGAGUUUGCAGACCCGCUUCGUGACUGCGAUACUCAAGGGCACGGCAGGACAAUGGGCUCUCCGCGGUGGAGAUGCUACUUCGGGCUCACUAUCGACAAUGUACAGCGGAGCACGCCCAAGCGGAGGCUAUGAUCCUAUGCAUAAGGAGGGUGCCAUUAUUCUUGGGAUUGGUGGUGACAAUAGUGACAGGGCACAGGGAACGUUCUACGAAGGUGUUAUGACGACUGGAUAUCCAUCUGACGAUACCGAAAACAAAGUUCAGGCCAAUAUCGUUGCUGCCAAAUAUGGUACUGCGGGUCUCGUAUCUCCAAAUUUCAAAUUUGCUAAAGGCUCGACCAUCUCUUUGCGCGUAACAACCGCCUGUUGCACAACACGGUAUAUCGCCCAUACCGGCUCCACUGUCAAUACGCAGAUUGUUUCAUCUUCUAGCAGCGCAGAUCUUAGAGAGCAGGCUAGCUGGGUCGUUCAUACAGGCCUGGGCAAUAGCGACUGCUACUCAUUUGAAUCGAAAGACACCCCGGGCAGCUAUAUCCGUCAUUAUAAUUACCAACUUAGCCUUGACGCGAAUGACAAUAGCAAGCAGUUUAGCGAAGACGCUACAUUUUGCCCCCAAACUGGAAUUAAUGGGAAUGAUCAUUUCUCAAUUCGAUCUUGGAGCUACCCUACACGUUACUGGCGCCACUACAACGCUAUACUUUACAUUGCAAGCAAUGGUGGUCCUCAUGACUUUGAUGCAACCUAUUCGUUUAAUGACGAUGUGAGCUAUGCGAUCACCACGGGGCUUGCCUAG
This is a messenger RNA of Talaromyces amestolkiae, 1512 nucleotides long. RefSeq lists its product as uncharacterized. Gene Ontology annotation, molecular function: alpha-L-arabinofuranosidase activity. NCBI's taxonomy places the organism in Eukaryota, Fungi, Ascomycota, Eurotiomycetes, Eurotiales, Trichocomaceae. Gene Ontology annotation, biological process: pectin catabolic process; arabinan metabolic process; L-arabinose metabolic process. The coding region runs from base 1 to 1512 and encodes 503 amino acids. The transcript has a single exon. The record is from RefSeq and is a predicted model, not a curated record.